ACCCACCGGCCACCGCGCGCCCCCAGUACUCGACUGACUCCGCUCGUGGCGGCCGCCGGCGCCGGCAUCCUCCUGCCAUUUCCGACUAUACUCUCAGAAUCACCAGGCUCUAGCCUCUCGUGUGCGCGAGCGCACGCCAUGCUCAGAUGCCUAACCAAGAACCCAUUGCUCCCGCGCCGACGGCUCCUCCUCCUCCUCCAGCCCCGCCGCCCCUGCGCCGACGCCACAUCCUCGGCGGCCGCCGGGGAGAUCGCGCCGGCUCCCGCCGCAAAUGAGGCCCCCCUUCAAGAUGACCUCAGGGAGGAGUCGCGCAGCCGCCUCGUGCAGGACAUCUGCAGGCUGCUGGAGCUCCGGGACUCGUGGAGCGCGAAGCGGGAGGCGCAGCUCCGGCACCUCCUCCGCGUGCUCUCCCCGCCGCAGGUCCGCGCCGUGCUGCGCGCGCAGGCGCAGCGGGACGCCCGCGCCGCGUUCGAGUUCUUCCGCUGGGCCGACCGCCAGUGGAAGUACCGCCACGCCCCGGAGGUGUUCGACGAAAUGCUCGCGCUCCUCAGCCGCACCAGGCUCCACGACCCGGCGCGCCGCGUCAUGCGCCUCAUGAUCCGCCGGGGCAUGCGCCGGGGGACUCAGCAGUUCGCGCACCUCAUGCUCACGUACAGCCGCGCGGGGAAGCUCCGCUCCGCUAUGCGCGUGCUCCAGCUCAUGCAGAAGGAUGGGUGCGCGCCCGACAUAUCUAUAUGCAACGUGGCAGUGAACGUGCUUGUUGUGGCUGGCCGCAUCGACAAGGCUCUCGAGUUCGCCGAAAGGAUGCGGCGUGUUGGGGUUGACCCAGACGUAGUCACGUGCAAUUGCCUGAUCAAGGGAUUAUGCGAAGCUCGGCGGGUCGUUGAUGCACUGGAGAUGAUCGGUUCAAUGCUGCAAAAUGGGUGUCCACCAGAUAAAAUUAGCUACUUUACGGUGAUGAGCUUCUUGUGCAAGGAGAAGAGGGUGGCAGAGGUGCGGAAUUUGCUUGAGAGGAUGAGGAAUGAUGCAGGUCUAUUUCCAGAUCAGGUCACGUAUAACAUGCUCAUUCAUGUUCUUGCAAAGCAUGGUCAUGCAGAUGAGGCAUUGGGGUUUCUGAGGGAGUCAGAGGGGAAAAGAUUCCGUGUUGAUGAGGUCGGUUAUAGUGCGAUUGUACACUCAUUUUGCUUGAAUGGUAGGAUGCCAGAGGCAAAGGAAAUUGUAAGUGAGAUGAUUUCAAAAGGAUGCCGCCCUGAUGUUGUAACAUAUAGUGCAGUUGUUGAUGGAUUCUGCCGUAUUGGGGAACUCGAUCAAGCAAGAAAGAUGAUGAAGCAUAUGUAUAAGAAUGGUUGCAAGCCAAAUACAGUCACACAUACUGCUCUUUUAAAUGGGCUUUGCAAAGUCGGGAAAACUUCAGAAGCAUGGGAAUUGUUAAACAAGAGCGAAGAGGAAUGGUGGACUCCAAGUGAUAUCACAUACAGUGUUGUUAUGCAUGGAUUUAGGAGGGAAGGGAAAUUAAAGGAAUCAUGUGAUGUGGUGGUGCAGAUGUUGCAGAAGGGUUUCUUCCCCACAACUGUGGAGAUUAACUUAUUGAUCCAUGCUUUAUGCAAGGAAGGAAAGCCAGCAGAGGCCAAAGACUUCAUGGAACAGUGCCAAAGCAAGGGCUGCUCCAUUAAUGUUGUUAACUUCACCACUGUAAUUCAUGGAUUUUCUUGCCAGGGUGAUUUGGAAUCGGCGCUCUCUUUACUGGAUGACAUGUAUCUGACCAACAGGCACCCUGAUGUUGUUACGUACACUGUUGUUGUUGAUGCUCUAGGAAAGAAAGGUAAAAUGAAAGAAGCCACAGAGCUUGUAAAGAAAAUGCUUAAUAGAGGUUUGCUCCCUACACCUGUCACAUACAGAACAGUGAUACAUAGAUAUUGUGAAAGGGAUAAAGUUGAAGAUUUACUCAUUCUGCUGGAUAAGAUGUUAGCAAGGCAAGAGUUUAGUAGUGCGUACAAUCAGGUCAUUGAGAAGCUAUGUGCAUUUGGUAAACUUAGUGAGGCUUACAAUCUCCUUAGCAAGGUACUAAGAACUGCCUCAAAAAGAGAUGCUCAGACAUGCCAUGUUUUGAUGGAGAGUUUUCUGAAUAAAGGACUCCCACUUCAAUCAUAUAAUGUGGCCUGCCGCAUGUUCCAGAGAAAUUUAAUUCCUGAUGUUAAAUUAUGUCAAAAAGUUGACAGUCAGCUGGCUCUAGCGGGAGAGACACAAGCAGCCAGAAAGCUUAUCAUUAAGUUUGUUGAAAGAGGUAUUCUAAAACAAAACAACUGAGUUAUACCAUGGUCCUGGUGUCCUGUGUUUGCUAAUAGGACAGCUAAGCUUUAAUAAACAGUCAAUGUGGUGCAAACAGGACCAUUACAUGGCCUCGUACCUUGUACAGAGACUUGUGCUCAGGGCUCGUGGCAUGAGUCUUAAAUUUACAGUAACAUGUCACCAACUCCUCCAGGACCUGGAUAUCUAUGCGACUUGAUGUCAGUACCAGAUCUUCAACUUGGUGACCGGUGAGCAUGAGCGAUUGUAUUUUUGUUGUUGGACUGCAGCUUCAAAUUGUCGAAUGAAAGUUAGAGCAUAAUCAUUUUUUC
This is a messenger RNA of Setaria italica (foxtail millet), 2618 nucleotides long. RefSeq names its product pentatricopeptide repeat-containing protein At5g41170, mitochondrial. Bases 139 to 2307 code for a protein of 722 amino acids. The transcript has a single exon. Gene Ontology annotation, molecular function: protein binding. Lineage: Eukaryota; Viridiplantae; Streptophyta; Magnoliopsida; Poales; Poaceae. The record is from RefSeq and is a predicted model, not a curated record.